Molecule: messenger RNA, 816 nt
Organism: Mytilus trossulus (common blue mussel)
Lineage: Eukaryota; Metazoa; Mollusca; Bivalvia; Mytilida; Mytilidae
Product: polycystin-1-like protein 2
Exons: 5
Coding region: 1-816 (271 amino acids)
Molecular function (GO): protein binding
Source: RefSeq, a predicted model, not a curated record
AUGUACUGGAAAACACCUUCAGACAACCUGAUAUUCAGUAUCAUGAAUGCCGUGAAUCACCUGAAUCACACUUUUUAUGUUCGGAGAAAGCAUCCUCCAACAGACGACACUUAUGAUUGGAUAAAACACAUAGAUCAAGGUGACUGGUUGACAAGUGACGAAAUAAAAAUCACCGUAGAAGGUGGACUAUACACAGAACCCGCAAAUGUCUAUAUUGGAGUUAUUGUAUAUUUAGAGGCCUUAUCGACAAAUACUUCAUUACGGAAACGACGAUCUUUAUCAACAACCAUUGUAGAAUAUGAAAUCACUGGCGCCACAACAGGUUGUAGGGUAUGGGAUACUACUAAUGAAAAGUGGGAUAAAUCGUCAUGUACAGUUUCGUCAUCGUCGACAAUUAAUGAGACUGUAUGUGAAUGCUCCAAUCCACCAGGAAACAGUUUCGCCUCAACGUUUUACGUUCCACCAAACACCAUUGACUUUGGAAGUGUUUUCAACAAAUUUGAUCUAAAAAAUAAUGCGGCAGUGUUUGCAACUGUAUUAUCUCUCGUUAUGAUUUACCUUUUGAUUUGUGUAUGGGCAUUUCGGCAAGACAGAAGAGAUCAUUUGAGGUGGGCUUUAUCUUACCUUAUUGACAAUGGACCAUAUGAUGAAUACCUCUACAUUAUAACUGUGUACACAGGUCUACAUAGGAAUGCAGGAACCAAGUCCAAUGUUAAUUUUCUCAUAAUUGAUGGUGAUCCAAAAACCAGGAAAACUGUCUCUUCUGAAAUUCGAAUCUUGGACGACGGAACAAAUCAAUAUCAAACCACUUGUUAG